Molecule: messenger RNA, 1184 nt
Organism: Symsagittifera roscoffensis
Lineage: Eukaryota; Metazoa; Xenacoelomorpha; Acoela; Convolutidae
Exons: 5
Coding region: 254-1156 (300 amino acids)
Source: RefSeq, a predicted model, not a curated record
GAAUUGCGUGUAGCGUCGUGUUUAAGUCCCAUCAAAACUAUUGUCGUCUAAUUUGCCGUCACGCAUCUGAAUUUCAGUUUCUGAAAAUUUCGUUCUUAGUUUUUCUUUAAUUUUUUUAAAAUUAUACUUCGUAGACUGCAGACUUAGUUUACUUUCAUAAGCUUCAUUCAUUUGGCGACUAGUUUGACACAUUCUUCUUAUGAGCAAAACACGAGUUAAAUUGUUUUAACAAAAAGGUUCUCAUUGACUCAAAAUGGGUGAGGUUCCAGAGCCAAAAGUUAGCAUGUUUGAAAAGUCAUGCCAAACGUGCGACCUGAAACUAAACUUAAAAGCUUGUGGUGGAUGUUACGCCGUGUUUUACUGUUCCAACGAGCAUCAAAAGGCCGACUGGAAAUCACACCGAACCUCGUGUAGAGAAAUGCAGAUAGCAAGUUUAGUUCAAAAAGCAAGUGAAUUAGAGGACGUAGUUGUGCUUUUGGAAGUCAAGAGUGCGGAGGGUUAUGGACUAAAAAACCACGUGAUUCAUCAUUUUUUCAACACAAAGGCGCAGGCAGUGGACUAUGUCGCAGAAAGAUUCAAAACGAGUCAAGUAAAGUUAGAUUCAAGAAAAUUGACAGAGAUGCCGUUUUUGACAGAGAUACUGGGCUGGACGGAGUGCGAACUGUACGUCAAUCCGAAAACUCAUGAAUUCUUCCAACCAGGCCAUGACUUCUGGACGUGUUCCGGUUAUAAUAAUAGGAUGACUCAAGGUCAACCUGGAGGAGAGCGGACUCUGAAUUCAACCGCAAUCUAUCUCGGAGUAUCACUCACGACAGUAAUGUCCCGCUUCUUUGACGCAAUUGGCACUGCAUUCUUCAUGGGCAAGAGAAAUGGACGAUAUGUGACUGGGAAUAUGCUAUAUGGGGCCCUGCUCAUGAUACACGAUGCGACUGAGAAGGCCGGCUCAGAAGAUGACAGCCUAUUGAUCAAAAUAUUCAAGAAGUGGGGACAGAGUUACGCAGUGAACAAAUGGACCCCCGAAUGCAGCAAUUGUCAUGACCUCAAAAGAGCAGGAGAAGUCUUCUCUCACGAAUUUGACGAAAGUACUUCAACUGGCAAAGCCAUCCACAAUUAUGAAUACAAAGAUCACAGACAGAAAUUUGAGAGAGCGAAGUAAAACCAAAACGGAUUGAAUUACAGAUAUA